AACAUGACAAUUUAAUACUUUUUUUUUCUUAAAAGUCAAUCCCAUUCACUUUUUUUUAGACUGUUUGCUAAGCAUAAACCACAAAGAGGAUUUUUAACCAACUCUAAUGUUAGUUGUGAACUGCUUGAAUGGAUGACAAGGCAGUCACUGUGUCAACAAGGCCACCUCUGACCGAGGAAUGCGCUUCGUCAUCACAACUUUCCCCAGGGGGCUGCAAGAAGAAGGAGGAGGAGGUUGGGAAGGAAGGAGAAGGAGGAGGCGAGUUCUCAGCUGGGACUUUCCUCGCUGCCCUCCAGAUAUAAAAAAAAAAAAAAAAAGUUGAGUCACACAGGGGAGCACCGGAGAUGUUCCCGGGUGCCGCCACAGAGGAGGUAUGCGGACCUGUGCGCGGUGGUGGGGCCGCGGUGGUCUCUCCCUCCGCGCGGGAAUACCGCUCCUUUUAAUCCCGCCGCUCAUCCUCGCGCUCCAGCUCCUCGUGGUGGGGACGCGGUUACCUGGAGCCGCGCGGGCGUGGGUCGGUGAAGAGGAGCGGGACGGAGUGGUCGCUUUUUCCGUUAUAAGCAUCGAACCGGAGAGAAACUGGCGACAAUUUGGGAGUCAGCGCCGGCGACCCGGGGUGGAGGAAGAGAAGAGGGAGGAGGACGAUGGAGGAAGGAGGGUGGGGGCGCGAGCGUACGAGGAUGAGAACGAGAUGCACUUGCGCCAGGUGGGACCCAGAGCUUUGGAGCUGCAGCAGUGGGCGGUAGACAAGUCGUCCUUCACGGCUGAACUCAAUCGUAUCGUCACGUAUAUCACAAGGCCACAGCUGAACUGCUCCAGGGUUUUAUCUCCAGGGCAGACUCAGGCAACGCAGCCCCCUGCAUCUCCAGUUCACUGGCUGCUGUGUGCCGAGGACUGGCUCCUUCCAGCUGCAGAUGGGUCAUGUGUGGCUUAUUCCUUCAGUAUGGAUGGGGGCGAUGUAGACUUUCUGAAGACUGUGUCGGGUCUCGGAUGCGAAGUCCACAGUUUUGAUCCCAGCAACUCCGAUGCAUCUGGUGGUCACCUUGGCAACGGUUUGGCUAGUAACCGUGGCGACGGAGGCGUGGUCAGCCACCACAAGAUGUGGCUGGAGUGGCGAGCGCUGAAGAAGCGCAGGACACGAGGCAACCUGGGAAGUGUUUCUCAAACGCUGGCAGAUAUCAUGGCAGCUCUGGGACACCACACAGUUCACUUCCUGUAUGCUGACCUGCUGAGCGCCGAGUGGCGAGUUUUCCAGAACUGGAUCGAGACAGGAACUCUGCAGAACGUCCAUCAUCUGGUUGCCACGGUGCACCUGCAAUGGGCAGGGUUUGAAGUGGGCGGAAACGAUGAGGAAGUGCUCCGCUAUUGGUUCAGCGUCCUUCAGGGCCUUCAGGCUUCUGGUCUCAAGCUGGUUCACAGCUCUGCAGGAGAGGGUCACAGUGUUCUGAAACACACAGUGGCAAAUGCUCACGGCUCAUACACACUGAGCUGGGUCAACACACGUCACUGACACAAAACAAACGGACACAUGUACACAUGAGCCGGGCUCGCAGACGCAUCAGUGCAUCAAUCAAGAAAAUCCAACUUGAAGCAGUUAGUGAAGUUGAGAUUUCAGGCACAUAACAUCUCCCUCUAGUGGACAAAAAGGGAUAUUCAUUUUUAAAUCCGUCUCCAUAGGACAGUACUGUUGUGUUUAUAUUGCACAUACAUGUAGGAGUAGAUAAUUUGACAAAAUAUGAAGCAGAAGGGGGCUUGCAGUUUUAAUUGGCCAAAGGAAAAUAGUAUAACAUAUCUACGUAUUACGCAAAACAGCGGAUAAACAGUAUGUGAACACUGACUACUGCUGAACUGCAUCUCAACAAGUCCUAAAUACAAAACAGCUGUUUGGCAAAUGCAAAUACAUUUUCAUGUUUUUUUUUCUUCUUCUACCAUAGACAUAGAUCAACGGCAUAUCAUCCAGUGAGACCCUGUUCACAUGAAUCUGGAUCCAAUUGUAGCAUGAAUGUAAAAUCAACAGAUAAUUUAUUUGUUUAAUGCUUUUUAUGUGCAAUAAAUCUUUAUAAUGAAGAGAAGUUUAAAUGAUAUCGUGACUAACCGUGCCUUCUGUGAAACAUAGAAAGUCCGGCUUUAUACUGAGGCAUAAAUACUCUUGACUGUAGACAAAGAGAGACAAUGCUCCAAAUGUGUAAUAACAUCACAAUAAAAAAAGAUUAUGCUAA
This is a messenger RNA of Mugil cephalus (flathead mullet), 2219 nucleotides long. Its product is annotated as probable methyltransferase-like protein 24. Bases 374 to 1510 code for a protein of 378 amino acids. Lineage: Eukaryota; Metazoa; Chordata; Actinopteri; Mugiliformes; Mugilidae. The transcript has 5 exons. The record is from RefSeq and is a predicted model, not a curated record.